AUGGCAAAAAGAGCAGGCACUAUCCCAUUUAUAGAUGAUAAGGUAAUUUUAGUUGACUCUUUAAAAAAUAAAAACAAUAUAGUUCUCCCCAAAGGGCACAUUAAAAACGGAGAGAGUGCACAAGAUGCUGCUUUAAGGGAAACACUUGAAGAGGCAGGCCUAAUAGGAAUAUUAGAUACUACAAAUGUUUAUGUCUUAAAAAAUGUUGUUUAUUGGAAAAUGAAUGUAACAAAAUUUCCAGAUAAAUAUGACGAGAUGAACAAACGUCGUCGACAUUUUUACACUUAUGAAGAAGUUGAGCAGUCACCACUAAUAAAAAAAAGUCUUAAAAAAAUUAUAUUGGAGGCUAUGAAAAAUAAAUAA
Messenger RNA from Vairimorpha ceranae, 363 nucleotides. Its product is annotated as nudix hydrolase. Gene Ontology annotation, molecular function: bis(5'-adenosyl)-hexaphosphatase activity; bis(5'-adenosyl)-pentaphosphatase activity; diphosphoinositol-polyphosphate diphosphatase activity. Lineage: Eukaryota; Fungi; Microsporidia; Nosematidae. The transcript has a single exon. Gene Ontology annotation, biological process: diphosphoinositol polyphosphate metabolic process; diadenosine pentaphosphate catabolic process; diadenosine hexaphosphate catabolic process. The record is from RefSeq and is a predicted model, not a curated record. Gene Ontology annotation, cellular component: cytoplasm; nucleus. The coding region runs from base 1 to 363 and encodes 120 amino acids.